Messenger RNA from Cariama cristata (Red-legged seriema), 3825 nucleotides. It is a transcript of the gene TRIM66, whose product is annotated as tripartite motif containing 66. Lineage: Eukaryota; Metazoa; Chordata; Aves; Cariamiformes; Cariamidae. Gene Ontology annotation, molecular function: protein binding; zinc ion binding. The record is from RefSeq and is a predicted model, not a curated record. The transcript has 20 exons. The annotation marks the transcript as partial.
AUGAGCCAUUUUGUGACUCUUCGUGUUUUUGAUGCCAAACUUCAGCCAACAGAAAUCGAGACCCUGGAUCUGUUGAGGAAUUGUUUGGUGUGCAAAUGGGACCUGCGGAGGAGAGAGCCCAGAAUGCUACCUUGCCUUCAUUCUUUCUGCAAGGACUGUCUUCCGGACUUGAUUCAAGGAUACAGCUGUAUUCCCACUGAGUAUGAAGUUCUAUAUGAAGGUAUCCUUUCCUGCCCUGUGUGCAAACAGACCUGCUUUGCAAGGGAUGUAGUUGAAAAUUUCUUUCUCAAGGACUUUCCCACUGGUAAUUCAGCUAUGGCAAAGAGCUGCUCCACGUGUAAAGAGAAGAGACCUGCUCACAGUCUCUGUACAAGCUGCAAUAAGUGGUUGUGCAGCUCAUGUACAGAGGAACACAGACAUAGCAAGGAAACUGGGGACCGCUUCCUGUCUGUAUCCCUGAAGGGCUGCACAGCAACUGAAGAUGAAGCAAGCGAGUUUUCCUUAUUUUGUCCAGUGCACACUCAAGAGCCACUCAAGCUGUUUUGUGAGACCUGCGAUACUCUUACAUGCCGCAGCUGCCUUCUGACAGAGCAUAAGGAACACAGGUUCAGACAUCUUCAUGAAGCUUUGCAAAAUCAGAGAGUUAUUCUGGAAAAUGUCAUAACUAAAGUGGAAGAGAAAAAAAAUGGGAUUCGGGUUUCAGCUAAACAGAUUGAGGACAGGCUGCUUGAAGUAAAACAUUUAUACAAAAAGGUAGAAAAUCAAAUAAAAAUGGCCAAGAUGUUUUUGAUGAAUGAAAUCAAUAAACGAACAAACAUCCUUCUUGAACAACUUGAAAAAAUCACCAGUGAAAGGAAGGAGAAAUUGGAGGAACAACUGCAAGGUGUUGUUGUUUUAAGCAGACAGAUAGAACAUGUGCAGAACUUCAUCAGCUGGGCAGUGCGCAGUAAAAACAGUAUCCCAUUUCUCUUCAGUAAAGAACUGAUUGUAUUUCAGAUCCAGCGCUUAUUAGAUACAAACUGUAACACAGACAUAGGCCCUCCUCUGAAGAUCAGAUUUACUUGGGAUCCCUCCUACUGGACCAAACAACUGUCCAAUUUGGGAGGUUUGACUAUGGAAGGUGGACACAUUUCUCACUCAGAUAUGCUACUCUGUGGAAACAUGCAAGGAUUACAGACCUCCUUGUAUCAUGGGCACUGUUCACCAGUAUCACAGCUGGAGCCUGUGAAUAGCCAGCCACAUCAGUUUCCACCUGCAGUUCAGUGUCCUAUGCCUGUGUGUUGCUCACACUGCCUUGGAGUACCUCACCCAAACAAAGCUCAACCUUCUUACCAAGACAUAAACCACCAUCAGAAUUUUCAACAACCUCCCGAACUGCAUCAGCAGCACUUUCCACUGCAGUACAGCAUGCAGCAACACGAUAAAGAGCAAAGGGGUGCCUCUCAGCCUAUGAAGCUAACACAGCCUAGGCUGGAACAGCAGUUGCGGUCAGAGCCAGAGAACAUGUCUGGGAGGAUGGGAAAGCACUUACCAUCCCAGCAGCUGCAGCAGACUUCACCCCUCAGUUAUGCAGUUGUAUCACACGAGACUCAGCAAGUUCACACGAGCCAUCCACAGCCAUUCCACACACAGGCUUCUUUGCAGACAUCAACUGUGCAAGUGCAACUUGGUCAUCUCCAGAAGAUAAAAUCUAACCACCUGCAGCAGCCACCGCAGCAGCAGCAGCUGCCACCAGCAUCACCAGCAUCAGGUCAGAAUGAGAACACCCACAAACAAGUCAUCCAGCAGAGCCUGGACAUAAUGCACCAUCAGUUCGAGCUGGAGGAGAUGAAGAAGGAUCUGGAGCUUCUUCUGCAGGCCCAAGGACAGUCCAGCUUGCAGCUGAACCAAGCCAAGCCACCUCAGCAUGUUCAACAGACCAUAGUUGGUCAAAUCAACUACAUAGUGAGGCAGCCAGCCCCAGUUCAGCAACAAAUCCAAGGUGAAGCACAAGUCUGUGAGGGUUCUACUGAACUUGAUGCCCAGAAGCCUGUAAUUCCUCUUGACAAAAGUGAUAGUCCCUCCCUGUCACAGUCACUAGAUGAAGAAGCCAGUGUCAGCAGUCACUCCCCUGAGAGCACAUUGCAACAAUCAGCUUUCCAUCCAGUGAGAAAGUGCUCAUCAUCCUUAAGCGUUGUGGACUUUUCAAACUGUUUAGAAAUGGAAUUACCUUCAACAAGGUUAUCUAGCUUGGUCGAUCCACAGAUGCAAGGUGCAGCCGCUGUAGCACCUGGGCCAUCCCCAAAUGCCCUUUGUGACUGUGAUACUCCACCGGAGUUGGUGCCUAGCUACAGCUUGGCAUUGGACAGAGCUCCAAGUGACCUGAGCCCUGGGGCUGCCUCUGGCCUCGCACCAGGUGAUGCACUCCAGGGCAGCGCUAAGUGCAAGCUGGAAAAUGAAGACUUCAGUACUGUAGAUAAUUCCCCAGAAAACAGCUUGGCUACUGCUGGGCAAGAUGUAGUUAAUGAAUUAACUCUUUCUAUGCAAAAAGUGCUGGAAGAACCUAUUAAUCUUUCAAUCAAAAAAUCUCAACAUUGCAGUUCUCCUUCUGAACUGAUCAGCAGCACUUCCUUCCUGCCUGUGAAUGCCAGAAUGAGACAACUUAGAAACAAAGAAGAUUCCAAUAACUGUGAAAAGGAACAUUUUGAAAUGGAUAUGAAAAGCAAUCCGAAUGUCAGAACUGGCCCUAAGGAGCAGAAGAUCCCCUAUGUGCGACUGGAACGUCUGAAAAUAUGUACAUCAGAAGCAGGGGAGCUCCCGGUGUUUAAGCUCCACCCACAGGACAAUGAGCAGGAGGGCGAUUUCCUUCUGCUAAUUGAAUGUGGGACCCAGUCUUCAAGUAUGUCUAUACAGAUAAAUAAAGAUAGUCCACCUGAAGGACUGAAAUCCAAAGAGAAGAACUCAGAGGACAGAAAGGUUCUCAUAUCCCAGGCUGCAGGACAGACACGAUCUCCUCCUGUAGAUACUCCGUUUGUUGAUCAGAAGCUCAGCAAUGGCAGCUCUAUCAUGAAAAAAUCUCCAAGUACUCAGGAAGUCAAUCCAAUUGAAAAUGAGGAUUUCUGUGCUGUGUGUCUUAAUGGAGGAGAACUAUUGUGCUGUGAUCACUGCCCCAAGGUCUUCCAUCUCUCCUGCCAUGUUCCAGCCCUGCUCAGCUUUCCAGUGGGAGAAUGGGUGUGCACGCUUUGCCGUAAUCCAGUGAAGCCGGAGGUAGAAUAUGACUGUGAAAACAGACGCUACAGCCACAGCUAUAAUGCACGAUGUGGCCUUGAUGACUAUGACCAGAAGAAGUGUGAAAAGCUGCUGCUUUCCUUGUUCUGCAGUAGUAUGAGCCUCCCGUUCCAUGAACCUGUCAGCCCCCUGGCACGGCAUUAUUAUCAGAUCAUCAAAAGGCCGAUGGAUUUGUCAAUCAUACGAAAAAAGCUGCAAAAAAAGGAGAAGUCCCACUAUUCUGCACCUGAGGAACUUGUGACUGACGUGCGUCUCAUGUUUUGGAACUGUGCAAAGUUCAAUUACCCAGAUUCAGAGGUUGCUGAAGCUGGACGAUGCCUAGAGGUAUUCUUUGAGGGCAAACUGAAGGAGAUUUAUCCAGAUAGGUAUUUUCCUUCAAUGCAACAUGAAGACUCUGAUUCUGAAGAAGUGGAGAGUCAGAAUACCAAAAUGUCGCCCCAAGAUUUUCAGUGGCCAUCAUAUGGACAAGAAUGCAUUCAGCCUAAAAGGAGACGGCGCCAUGCUGAAAGUGACAAAACUAAGAGAAUGAUGUUUCAGCCAGCUAACAGCCUUCCUCAU